UUUCUUUUAUGUAUGUUUUUUAUUUUUGCUUAGCCUCGUUCGGGCACAUGAAAACAACCAAUAGGAAAAACCCAAAAUGAGAUACGGGGAGGGAAAACCAAACUAGUUGGACAUGGGAAUCGGUCUGAACCAGUCUUCUUUUCGCUAUAAAUUUUUAACUUCAAUUUCUGUCCAUUAAAUUCUUAUAUUCGCGUCGAUAAACUUAUUUGUCUGCGUACGCAAUCAGCGAUUAAAUUUGUCAGUUUUUUUAAAACUCGACCGAAAGCUCAUUAAAAUCCAACUUGGGUUUUUUGGUUUAAUCUUAUCCUCGAUCAGCAGAUUAUUUGGUGUGUAGGAGGCGGAAUAUGGAGGUGGUGCCUGGAGCUAGUAAUAAUGGUAAUGAAGAAGCCGUCAAUAAGAAUGGGGUUUGCAAUCCAGAUGACGGAUAUUUGGUUGAAGAUGAUGGGAAGCUAAGCGACGAGAAGACAACCCCUGAGCAGCCCAAGGAAAGCCGCGCAGAAAUGUUAUCUAGACAUCAACGUGAAAGCAAAGAACUUCAAAACAAGGAAGUAGCUCUGAAGAAAGCAGCUGCUAAGGGUAGCAAGGCAGAACAGAAAACCAAGAAAAAACAAGUGGAAGAUGAAAUUGCUAAACUGGAUGCUAAAAUGAAAGCUCGUCAUACAAAAGAGCUUUCAUCAUUAGGCUACAAAAGCAAUGACUCUAAGGAUCUUGACAACCUGGUAAAGGCUGUGGCAGGUGUAUCUGUCACAAGCACAGGGCAUUUGUGGAAGCCAACUAAGAGUGUAAAGCGGCGUGAAAAGAUAGCACAACAGGAGGCAGAACGUGAACAAAGAAUACAAGAAGAACAAGGUAACAUAAUCAGCGACCGUGUGCUUGAAAAUGAACGGUUGCAGCAGAAACUUCAGCCACUUGGGUUGUUAUUAUAUGAAAUCAAGCCUGAUGGUCACUGCCUCUACAGGGCUGUAGAGAACCAGUUAUCACUUUACCCACUUCAGUGCCAGUAUUCAUAUCAACAACUUAGAGAAAUGGCUGCUGAUUAUAUGCGAAACCAUGCGGAAGAUUUUCUGCCAUUUUUUUUAUCUGAUUCUGAAAAUGAUACUGAAUUAAAUGAUAAUAUGCAGGAAAGAUUUGAAAAGUAUUGUAGGGAGGUUGAAUCCACUGCAGCCUGGGGAGGUCAGCUUGAGUUAGGAGCUCUUGCUCAUUCAUUGAGAAAACACAUGGUUAUAUUUGCUGGGAACUUUCCAGAUGUUGAAAUGGGGAAGGAGUACAAGUCUGAAAAUGAAGGUGGCCUAUCUGCUAAUCCAAGUAUAAUGCUCUCUUACCACAAACAUGCAUAUGGAUUGGGGGAACAUUAUAAUUCAGUUGUUCCUAUUCAAGGCACUGCGUCGUCAUGAUUUUAGUGGUGUCUUCUUGGAAUCUUCUGUCGCAACUAUUAGUUUGACUGGGUCCAUUAUGGCAUUCUGCAUUUCUUUCUGAGCUAUUAUUUUAUUUUAAGAUGGCAUAUUUGCCUGUUAAUUUGUAGGAUUCUAAAAUUGAUCCUUAGAUUCUUAGAAAAUUUCACAUAGCUUUCAUGCUUGUCCUGUGAACAUUAUUCAAAUUCUCCAUUAUCACAGUUGUUUCCAGGCUGCAUUUUAUUAGGUUUGGAAGGCUAAUGUUAAUGGUUUAGUGAAGAAGAGAAACUGGAGACGUCGGUCUAAUUGUGGGAAGAGGGGACAAUAAUAUUUUUUGUUAAAGACAACUUAUUCUAGUUGUCAAAAUCUCGAGUGUCAAUAAAAGGAGGUUGUCUUGUUGA
Messenger RNA from Cryptomeria japonica (Japanese cedar), 1792 nucleotides. Its product is annotated as OVARIAN TUMOR DOMAIN-containing deubiquitinating enzyme 5. Lineage: Eukaryota; Viridiplantae; Streptophyta; Pinopsida; Cupressales; Cupressaceae. The record is from RefSeq and is a predicted model, not a curated record. Bases 345 to 1394 code for a protein of 349 amino acids. The transcript is spliced from 2 exons. Gene Ontology annotation, biological process: protein deubiquitination. Gene Ontology annotation, molecular function: cysteine-type deubiquitinase activity.